Porites lobata is the source of this 10607-nucleotide messenger RNA. The record is from the annotation of a GenBank genome assembly. Lineage: Eukaryota; Metazoa; Cnidaria; Anthozoa; Scleractinia; Poritidae.
UGGUUUCUUGCAGGAGGUGUUAGGAGAUCGUCGCUGAAAAAUGUCUGGAGAAGCUGUUGUUGUCAGUGGAGCCAGCUUGUGUGUAUUUUGUAGCCUCUUUGAGUUGAAACAAAGCGCUGGCUAUGUAUUGUUUCAUAUAGUUUGUAAGUAGAAAAGCUUAUGAACGUAGCUAGUAUAGAGCACGAAUCAUCUGAUCUGCAAAUGAUCAUGAUCAAUGAUGCGGUCAAGCUAUAUACUGCACAAUGAAGUAGCUCUCCUUUGCUUUCACGUGGGUAAGAUUUGCACACAGAGCGAUCUCAUACUAUUUCACACGUCAAACAGAGUAUGCAUUAUAAAUGCAUGGGCAGAGCUGUGAGCACUGCGAGGAGACCGAGGAAAUCUUACCUUCUCUAAGUUGAUAAUUUUAAUCAUAAUGAAAAUACAAUUUCGGACUGGUUGAACCCCAAGGUAUUUGUUUCUUUAAUACCCUCGUAGUUAUGUCCAGAAAUGUAUGCUAAUGAGAUUCAUUCCUUGACAGACAUCCAUCACAUGUACAAAGUGUCCUCUAGAAGGGUGUUUAUUGGGCAUCGGAGAUUGGAGAAUUCUACGUUUACUACAUUGAAUUCUCCAGCUAACGUUCUUUAGCCCAUGACUAUUUUUUAUUCAGACAUGGAGCCUUUUUCAAAAUAUUCUCCUCUAACCUGCCAUUCUUAAUGAAAACCCUGCUCUAGCCCUAUUACUCCACACUGAAGUACCCAAGGUCUGACUUGUGUGCAUUCCUGGACAUAAGUGCCAGAGUAAUGACUAGCUUCAGUGAUGCAGAGGAGGGCUGAAUUUUUUGUAAUCUACAUGUUUUAUUUAAGUAUUUUUAGUUGCUUGUCUUCCUUCAAUGAAAUCACGAUGGACAGUGGGUAUCAAGAAAUGGUUUACUUUCAGGUAAAGCUACAUGUAUGGCUAUUCAGUGUUUUGUUUCCCAUCACUCUCUCUUUCAAUAAAAGAGCAAAAUUAUGGGACAAAAAGAAAGCAACAGGUAGAAUAGGUGAUGACUUAAGUGCAAGAUUAUGUUGUUCAGCUAGCUAGCUAGGAUACUUCAUGCAACAACCACGUUACUGUAAUUUAUUUAUUCGUGGUAGGAUAAUUCAUGAAAAGGAGCCCUGAAGAGCUGAUCCCUAAAGAAAUUCUUGUGAAUGUGUGAAGACCAGCAUUUAAGGACUUUUUUACUCUUCUAGUAGUUGAUUAAUAGUGCUAAGCAAAGAAAGCCAAUAUGGGUAAAAGAUCUUAAUCUAAAGAUGAAAAAAAACACAGACUUAAGCACAGCGAUACCAAGAACUUGUUCAAUCACUCCAUACUGGCCUAGUAAUAAACCUCGCCUCGUACAUACACGUAACAGCCUUUUCAUUUUCAGGCCAUUUGCUAGUGAUGGUAUGGAAACUGGCUCACUUUUAGUUCCAAUGGUUCUUGCAAGUCAAAUAGCAUUCAUUGAGAGAUGGCCAGAUAAAAAUCUUAAAGUAUCAGGUACUAUAAAGUUAUAUAAUAUAAUUUUAAAACAAUGUACAUACUUGUCUCUAGAUUUCUGAUCUCCUGAGGUUAAUACCUCUGAUUAUAUAUAAAGUACAUGUAUGUGCAAUUAAUUAAAUUUUCGUAUUAUUCCAGUGCUAAACAGAUCCUAUUUGCUGGCCUCUCAACUGAUGAGUAUGUUCACAGUCUCAGUGAUGUUAUUUUUAAACAACGAGAAACUACUGGUCUCUUCAUUCUUCUUCUUUCUGGUAACAACAUCAAUUGGAGCCACAAUAAAUGUUCACUUUGCUGGUAUGUAUUAUCUGGUCAAUAGUCCAAUAAUCAGUAACAACACUGACUAUCAUUUGAAGAAAAAUUGUAAACUUCACACAGAUAUUUUCAUCAUUAUAUUAAUCAUCACUCAGCGUGCAAAGAAAGUAGUGUCCGAUAGCCCAGGGUUAGUGGAUUUUGCUAUCGGGCUAGUGAAUUCUGUUUUUAACUUGCCCGACGGGCAAGUGAUGUUCUUUGAGGAAUUCGAAUAACCGAAGAAGUGUGAAAUCAAUUUUGCUCAACGAAAAGCUUUUGGGGCUAGUUGAAAUGACGUUUGGGCUAGUAAAUGCUAGCUUCAGCUUGCCCGAAUGGCAAGCUGUAAAAAUGAUUCUUUUUGCACCCUGAUCACCUUUGCUACCAUUAUCAUUCUACAAAAGCAACUUUAUUUCAAUCUUUCAAUUACAGUUGACCCUCCGUUAAGCUGCCACCCUCAGGGUACCGGUAUUAGUGGCCACUUAAUGGAGGUUGGCCCCUUGAUAGAGGUUCGUCAUAAAUUAGUAUAAUCUUUGGGAGAAACAUCCCAUUAUUUUGAAACAAACGUGUGACAGUAGAAGUAUUACUGAUUAUUACUGGUUUACAGUUGGUCGUCACCUUUGAUCUCUGACUGUAUUUUUCUUCACCAUAUUCUUAAAAUGAAGCCAAACAAAUUGUGUCAAGGGUGUCAACAAUGGGAGAGCUGUUGUUGGGACGACCAUAAGGUGCAUGCCGCAGCCGCCUAAUAGAGGUUUAAUUUCUCAUUCUUUUCUUUUUGAGACUGAUUAGUAGCCACUGUAGAGGGUGGCUGCUUAAUGGGUGGCCACUUGAUGGAGGCUCAACUGUAUACAGGAUAAUACUUGAUUCCCAUACAACAGCUUAACCUAGUCAAGAUGGACACAGGAGACAUCUUCAAGAUUGAUGACACUCAGAUAUUGCCACUGUCUUUGCAAAUCGAAAUCAACCCGUACUUACUACAAAUAUGUACCUCCUACCAUUUAGUUAUUGUCCAGAGCGUUAAACUCUCAUAGCAAGGAAAGCCAAGCCUAAACAUUUUAUUUUGCAGAUAUAGAUGUUAUCCGAGUGUCCAUAUGUGUGUGUUUGUUCUUUGUGGCUUUAUUUGCCAUCCUGCGAUGGAUACCAAAAUCUUUUACUGUCGGUGAAGCAAUGAUCAUUACGGAGGCAAUAGUUCUGCUCUCAGUUGAUUCAUUUGCAGAUCUUGCAAUAAAGGUAAACUUGUUGUAAAAUAUUUUAAUGCCUUGACUGAGGGUUUUCAUUAAAUAAAUAAUUAUGCAUUUAAGCAAACUGAUUGCAGGGUUUGAAGACAAUAAUUUAUACAUGUACAUGUGUUUUUUUCUUCAGAUUCAAAUUUUUUUGAUAACAGUAUUAUGUCUAAAAGUAGUUUGAGUUUGAUCAUCCUUGUUCAUGCAAUUACCACACAAAUGCUUACAACCCAAUUUUGAAGUUUCUUGAUAGCUCCCAUAAUCACUUUCACUGUAUCUUGGUGACUGAAGAAUGAUAUGAAUGGGUGAUAGCCCUCCUUAGUAUUGAAUUGACCUUUGCAUCAAGCUUCUUUUAAAUGAAAAUUAUGAGUGAAUCAGAAUAAAAACAGUAAUGUUGCAACUUGAAUGUUUACAGUUGUCUCAUAUUUGGCCUCCUUUUCGCAACAUCAUUGGGAUCCAUGAAGAGCUCCCCAAAAGCACUCAUUUACACUGGAUACAGGUAUGUGCCUGGCAGAAUUGAUGGCAUAUUCUUUCCAUACCCCCUCGUUAUUUUAAUUAGACCAAACCAUGGCCCAAAGAGGGAAAAAUUUUCAUGUAGCUCCCCCUAGACUCAAAACCUGGAUGAGCAUCCCCCCUCCUACCUCAAUGAAGGUCUGGACUCAUUACUGAUUUUUGUGUGAUGGUGUACACAUAUUCUAAAUUCAUCAUAGACACAGGGGAGGAUCUGGGGGGUUGAAUUAUCGGGUGGCUAGCAACUCCCCUUUAUAAGGACAGCCCAGCCAACCCUCAAAAUGCACAGUGAUUUACCUCUAGUUCCUCUCUUUUGUGGUGUUGCUUAAAUUAACAAAUACCAGCAGUUUGCAGUGCUUGGUAAGUGGUAUCAGUCGGCUUCCCUUCUAUAAAAGAUCCUGGAUAUGCCCCUGAGUCAUUCAGCAUGACUGAUCACUGUUUUCAUUGCUUGCAGGUUCUAAUUACAGGCUCACUUACUACAGGACUUUUAUUGCUCCCAGUUUUUUAUUACCUGACUUUAGUUCGGUGAGAAAUGAUUGCCCACAUUUUUAAUCUUAAAGCAAAAAUUACAUGUAAGUGUGUUGGCAUUAUUCAUUGCUUAUAGAGUAAGGCUACUUAGGACUGUGAAUUUAACUGGAUAAAAAUAUACAUCUUGCAAAAAAAGACUAUUGAGCCUCAGAAAACAGCCAACUCUUCAUGACGCCACCACUGGUUUCCUCUUAAAAUGACAUGUGAGAAAUGAGCGCAGAAAUUCCAUGCUAGCCAUGUGUUAGAGAUCAGAGAAUUCCCCAUUUACUAUGUAGAAUUCUCCGGGUAACGGUCUAUAGCCUAUGACAAUUUUUUACUCAGAUGUGGAGCCUCUUUAAAAAUAUUCUCCUACAACGUUACACUCCUCUCCUGCUACUAGAAUUCUUAGUGAAAACCCUGGGGUAGUGAUGAUUGCUUGUGCUGCGAUAGAAAUGUCUGCUUCAACCAAUCAGCACUACCUUGAUCUGGGUGGUAACAUGUGUCACCAUUUUUGAGCUUGUUCCUCAAAAGUGAUUGCAAGGAAACCAGUGGUAGCAUAGUGGAAUGUUGGCUGUUUUCUCAGGUUAAAGAUGAUUUGACCUGUAAAAAAUCUUCAACACAGUUGAAUCUUCCAUGAAUAGCAACACUAUCUUUCUUGUUUGUCACACAAAACAAGUGUCUGUAACUAGAGCCAAAACAAGACAUCGGAUUAACAUGAAUGUAUCUUAUAAUGCACCUCAAAAUAAAUAGUUAAUGCAAACCACAAAAAGUCACCCUUCCAAAUUUAGAGUCGCAUGCUCACUUCAGCUUUAUGUGAUAUUAAAUUAUCUUCUUUUUGAGCAUGAAACUUGCUUUUAUUCUAUCUUCAGAGAUUACUGGGAGACUAUUACCGGGUAUGUGGCUUUCUAUGCUGCCAUAGUCUUCACAUUCUUUGCAUUUCUUCUACCCUGGACUGUUCUUAUUCUGGGAGGCGUAGAUCCCUUUACGUGGCUAUGGACGUACCUGACCAAAGAUCAGAUAAGGGUAAGAUUGUCAAUGAAGUUGUCUUUGAUAGAAAAUCGUCUUCUGAUCAUGAGAUCAUACAGGGACCUUGGAGAUGGUGGAGCUGUGUUACAGGUCAAAAUUAGAUUCAGGUUAGAAUUUAACAGCUACUUCCUUUUUUGAGAUAGUUGGGGAAAAAAUUAGAAAAAGAGAAAAAUUACCAGGUUUGUAUUACUAGUUUAAAAAAAGAAGAAAAAAGUUGUCCCGGGAAAAAAACACACCCUCCCAGGCAAGUCAACUUAAGCGAAUGUUUAUAUGAGAAAAAAAGUUGAGCCCUUUGCCCAAGCCAAAAGCUGACUACAGCGCUCACACUGUCAUGCUCUUAUUAUGGAGCUUAAGCUACAACGACGGUAAUGGCAAGGCGAACGGCAAAAAAGCAACAGGGUUAUAUUAGCAAAACAACAACUUUGCACGUGCAUCAGGCUUUUUUGUACAUUUCUUUGCCGUCGUUGCACGACGACAAAGUGCCAAAUUUCACUUUUUGUCGAGGACGGGAACACAAGACAAUAGGGCCAUUUAUACGAGGAAAAAUAAGACGCGUCUUACAUAAGACGCGAACUGUACCAUUUAUACGAGCAUGUCUUAUCUAAUAAGACGCGUCUUAGCUAAGCCGCGUCUUAUUUUAGACGAAAUGUGCCGUUUAUACGGAAAGUUCGCGUCUUAUUUAAGACGCGUCUUAUUUUUCCUCUUGUAAAUGGCCCUAAUGUUCUUUUGAACUUUGAUACAGUCCUUUAGAAUUCAACUUCACAAAAUUUUGCCAACAUCUGAUGAAAGAAACCAGAUGGAAUAAGCACCAUUAAUUAAGUUUAAAGCAGCAACGUUUUGGAGCGAGGAACGUCAACAGGAAGUCAGCCUUUUUCUCUUUUUAUUUGCCUUGACACUACCAAAUUUAUAUUGCUAAGUGUCUUUACUGUUAAAGAGACGUUUUGCCGAAAAGCUUGCUCAAAAUCACAGCUCAAGAAUGCAAAAAGUCCACUUUCGGUUGACGUGCGUCGCUCAAAACGUCGCUCACGGUGUUUAUAUGGAAAAAAUGUUGGCCGGCUAGGAGGGUGACUCUACUAUCGGAAAAGGGUGAUCCCCGCUAGGCGGGCACUCUUCUAGCCUAGCCAACUUUUUGUUUCUCGUGUAAACAGUUCACCAAGUUAUGUUAGAAAUCUAGGAAAAGUUGGCUCACCUAGUAUAGGGUAGCUCGGGUAGCUCGGGUAGCUGAGUGACUUUUCUACCCGGGACAAGAUUUUUCCAAACAAACGGUACCUCAGAAACUAUUUUGAUACUUAAAUGUCGAUUAUUAUAAUUAUUAAGAGGUGAAUUGUCUACGCAAUGAAAAUGUUAUGCUAACCUUAAGUUGUUUUUUACAGUUUUCCUUUUCUCUUCUCGAUCAGUUGAACCCUCUUGGGUUUGAGUAAAAAAGUCACAUUUUUAUGUACUAAAAAUGUCUUUUUCCUAACUAAAUUCCACUGAUUGUUGUCUCUAUUUUUCCUGUUCUAUUCCAGUUGCAAUUAAUUGGUUACUGGUUCUGUGUAGUUGCUAUUGCUGUUGGCUUCGUCGCGUGGAAGAGCAGACGUGCACGAACUAACGCAUCUAGUACUGUAGUUCGUAAAUGCUUUCAUCUUUUGGCACUUGCUAUCUAUAUCCCCGGUGUCAUCUAUGAACCCUAUAUUACACACCUAGCUUCAUCAGUUGCUGUAGCUGCUUUUAUAUUUAUUGAGGUAAAAAAGUAUAUUCUACGUAAAUUGUGUCUUAGCAUGCAGUUUUGUGCGCAGCAGUGGAGAUCCGGCAUUCAAUAGAGCGUUUUCACUCACGUGGCCAGUAUCUAUGCAAAUUUAUUGGAACAAAAGAAAGUGUUUGCAUAAGAAAAGAGUUCAACUCCCACAAGAUUGGUUUAGGACACCAAUAUGGCCGCCGAUUGAUAGCAAAUUAAGGUUAGCCGGGCUGGUUCGGCACGUGCGUCGGUUUUCUCAUAAAGUUGUCGUUGCAUUUAUAUGAGAAUGCGGAUGAGAAUGCAGCUCGCCUUCUCAUAUAAAGGUAAAGGCCCAAACGGCCUGAGCUUAUCCCGGUUUCAUUAGCACGAAACACCUAGGAGUAUUGCUACUCCUCCCGGGACGGGAUGCUAGUCCAUCGCAGGGUCAGCCCUCAGCAUUAUGUCGCAGGUACCCAUUUAUACACCAGCUGGGUGAAGAGAGACAAAGUGGAGUAAAGUUCCUUGUCUAAGGAAACAAGACGACGGGCGAGGCUUAAAUCCCAGACCUCCAGAUCCAGAGUUUGAGGUGUUAACCACUCGCCCACACACGCCUCCACAAUCUCAUAUAAACACAACGACAAUUUUAAGAGGAAACAAGGCAUAAGCCGAGCCAACCUGGUAAAGCAGGCCAGCCCGCCUAACCAGGCUGCUUCACCAUCAGUGACAACACAGAAUUCGCGGGAAAAACCUGUUAAAACAGUUUCGGGUCCUUCCUUUGAAGUCAGCGGUUGUCAAACUUCCCUCGGUAAACGACAAAACGUGAUAUUUAGCUGACUGGUUACCUGGUAACUGAUGCCGCGCACCAAAUCUGGACGCAGUUCUGGAUCCUAACUCGAUGGCUGUUGCAAUUUUGCGCUGCCAGUCAAUUUUCCCGCGGUUGAGAUGAUUUGGAGAUAGUGAUUGUUUCCAGUACGUAGACCUUAGUGAGUUCGUCCUACUUCCACGCUUGCUGCUGAUUACACCUGUUCCAGGCUUUUGUCGCAAUUGAGUAUACUAAAAAGUUGUUUUGCGUGUUUUCUUUAUCUCGCAGUACAUCAGAUUAUACAGAAUAGGCCCUUUUGGCUCAUCAAUUCACUCUGCUUUGGAGGUGUUUUUAGAUGAAAAGGACGCCGGUCCUUUGAUUUUAACCCACGUGUAUUUGUUGCUGGGUUUAGCCGUACCCUUGUGGUUAUACCCUGUGGAUUAUAGUAAACCUGAUUACACUGGUGAGUAUAUUAUAUGGGUGACCACUAAUUCAGCGAAAUACUCGACAAUCAAUGCGUAGAUAUACCAUUUUGAUUAAGAAACUUAAGAAUCUUUUUUCCUCUCUGUCGCCCGCCAGAAGAGCUUAGACCGAGGGAGGCUGGUUAGGAGUCAGUGUAUUAUGAGAUUAUCGACACAAGACGUGCAAAGUCAGAAAAGCAUGAGGAGCAUUACAAAAUCGCCAAGUUUGGUGUCAAUUAGGUCCGUGCCGAACAAGAUCCAGCCACUUCAAACUUUACAAUUUACUGAGAAAUGUAUGGAUUGCCGGACAUCUUCAAUAUAUUUCUUAGUAAAUUUUGAAGAUUUUGAAUUCCCUAUCUCCUUCAGUAUGGGCCCAAUAAAUACCAAACUUGACGGGAUUUUACAAACCUCGGUUUGCUCUUUUUAACAAUAUGAUUUUGUCUCGUACGUAUUGUUAAUCCCAUAAGACAUGGACUGGCGUGUACUUGCGGCGCCCACGCAGCUCGCGGCAAAAGAGGGACGACUCGCAGUCAGGUUUUUUUAAAAUGCUGAAGGUUUUUUAUGGGGGUGGGGAGGGGUCGCCAUCUUCAUUUCUAUGUAUAAUAAUACAAAAACAACGCGCCAGUAAAACUGCCUUCUAUGCAAGCUAUAAUUUAUCUGCUAAUUUACAGCAACAGACGGGGAACUCCUUUUUUCCCCCGCAGGUUGUAAACUUGCAUUGUAUUCUGGGAUACUGGCCUUAGGAAUCGGUGACACAAUGGCGUCAAUUGUUGGAAAAUCUCUCGGGCGCUUUCGCUGGCCAGGUAAAGCUUGUUUGAUAUCAUGUUCUGUCCUUAAUUGUCACUGUUGCAUGCGCUGUGUGAAGAGGAAUUUUCACCCGUGUUGAGGUCGGGCUUGAAGAGACUAGGUCGGCGUUGGGUCGAAUGGCACAAGUGGUGAGCUUACGCAACAGGACGGCAGAGCAGAGAACGGCAAAACGUUUGUGUAUGACAAACGGGACAGGGCUAUUACUUACAAGUUUUGCCGUGAUCUUUACUAAACAUUACUGUGUUUAUCAUACAUGAUUAUUGUCAAGCUUGUCAGACAAGGUUUGCCGUCUUCUCUCUUCUGCCGUCCUUUGGCGUACGUUGACCAAUGACACUCUGUUGUUACGGAUUUGUAACAGUUUCGUGAGUAUGAACCUCAUAAUAGCCCCCCAAAAAAGUGAUAACGUCCACAAGGCCACGCCAUGACCUCGAACCGCCUCAAAAUGGCCGCAUUAUUUAUUGUCUUUUAUUUCACUGGUCACAGUCAUCUUCUUCCUGCUGUCUCGUACUCUCCACGGGGAGUGCGUCUUUUUGAGCAGAAUAAUUCAAAACUACUCUUCUGAUUGGUUGUUUUGUCUUUGGACUGAAAUCUCCGAUAUGAGCUGUGUAGUCUGGAUAUCAGGCGUUUCUGAGGGGGAGGGGGGAAGAAGGGGAAAAGAAAACCAAAAGGGGAGACAGUGAAGGGAGAAAAAAUUGUUUACUCUCUUCCCCCUCCUCCUUUCCCUAGCCCCAAAGGAAGGUCACAUACUCAAAUUAGAUUCUAGGUUCAUGGCCGCUGCCUUGAAACUUUUCUUUUUUCGAUCCGUGAAAGUAAACGAAUACAGUUGUUUUUCUAAAUAUUCAUCUCAAGUAUCUGUGUACGAAAUCUGCUCCAUAAUCGUUUCACAAUCGUUUAGUCACUGAAGAACAUCAUUUUUACCCUAGGAAGUGUCAAGACUGUUGAAGGAACGUUAGCUGGAAUCUUAUCACAACUGCUAUUUUUGUUGAUGUUACAUUAUACAGGUAUUUUGAGUAACUAUAAGUUAGCUCCCCUCUCCUCCCAUUGCAUACGUUUAUAAUUGGGCUGCCUAUGGGAAAGCCCAAUCGAAAAAUGCAGGCCCUCGUCUGUGCAGCAAAAAGACAAAAUCGCGGAAGGAUCACGUUUCCCUUCCCCCUUCCUUGAGGCACCUUUUUUGAUUGUUGAGGGGAGGUUAGGUGAUUUCAAGAAAGGACGUAUACCGAAAACAAACAAACAGACUUUUACCGAAAAAUAAUAUUCGUGCGUAAAGGUAUUAUUUCUUUACUUCAGCCUAAAAAAUUGGAAAAAAUCUGAUGCUACAAUGAGUUCAAUAGGAGUAGCUAUACACUCAAUCCAAAAAAAAGUUUAAUUAUCAUCUAUGCUUGCCAAAAUAUUAAAAAACGUGUCCCACAUGAAAAGUCAACGAUUUGAAAGAUAAACAAGAUAAAAAAGCGUAUCUGGUUUAUCAGAGUUUUAAAAUAAUUUCCAAUCUUUGCUCUCACUUUUCAGGCGUGUUGUCGUUACCAAAAGAACGUUGGUUACCAGUCUCCGCCGCAGUGACAGCCGGGUCUUUGUUGGAGGCCUGGACUUUACAAAUCGAUAACAUUAUACUAUCGCCAUUUUUGAGUUCACUGUUACUGUACAACUGUAGAUAACGAAAGUAAACCUGUGACCUGCAACCACAGGAAAGCAAUUUCAAGACAAUUUUGUUCCUUUUGUGGUGAAGCCUGUUUGUAGAGGUCAUCAAUUUUCCCUCGCGUAGCCUUAGAAAACCGCCCACAUUUCGCGAUGCCACCGCU